CAAUAAAACGGCCGCAAAAGCACGCGCGUGAGUGAGGCACUCUGCUCGCCAGAAUAAAGCAGAGGCAUCGCCACUUCUUCUUCUUCGUCGUUGUCGCCGUCGCCGUCGCGUUGUUUUCUGAGGAAAACAAUUGAUUUUGAUCGAGUAUAAAACAGUUUUGUUUCAAAUUGUAGUGUUGUUGAAGUGAUGGAGAGAUUGGAGAAGGAGCGGGCGAGGCGCCGCCAUGAGUGCCCAUCCUUCUCCUCCACUUUGCUCGACGUCAUAUACCGCUCCAUCGACGACUCCGACAAAGGAGGAGUAGUUCCGGCGGCGGCGGCGAGGGAAACGGUGUUCGUCUCGCCCCGCAGCCUGCCGCCCAUCUCAUUCUCCAGCUCCUCUGAUAACUCCAGCUGCAGCGGUUUCUCCUCCUCCUCCGAGCCCGACUCGGCGGCGAGUCGUAGACCCCAGAUCCGACCGAUCCGCACUGCCCCACCACCGUGUCGCUCGUCGUCCGCUCAUCCAUCUACUCUCCAGACGACGAAGCAAGCCGCUUCGUUGCCGGCGAAUAACCACCAUGAGAGGACCGAAUCGACCUCGAUCCGGAGUAGACUCCGCGAUCUGGGACGAAGGUCCAAGGCCCCGGAGUCUCCGGGAUCCCGCCUCGCCGUCCUCCUUAACUCCCUCUUCGCCAACGCCGCCGGGAGACGGAGGAAAUCGAAGCCCCCGCCUACCGCCGCCGAUGGCUUUCCCUGGUCCGCGCCUGCGGCGCACUCCCGGCCGUGCCUCGUGAAGACGCCGUCCUCGCGGCGUGCGGCGGCGUCGGAAGAAGAGGGCGCGAAGAGAUCGGUGAGGUUCCACCCGGCGAGCGUGGUGAUGGAGGUGGACCGCCUGCCGCAGGGCCAGAAGACGAUGUGCCACGGAAAUCCGUCCGAGGCGGCGGCGGACGAGGGAAAGGGGAGGAAGGAGGCGAGGCAGAAGCUGGAGGACAUACUGAGAAGGUUCGAGGCGGAGGAAGAAGCCGAGGAGGAAGACGAGAUGAGCGACUCGAGCUCCGAUCUGUUCGAACUGGACAAUCUGGCGUUUAAAGCCGGCGGAGGAGGCGGUUACAGAGACGAGCUGCCGGUGUACGAGACGACGCAUCGCGGUACAAACUGCGCCAUUUCUCGUACCCUGGCCCACCAACAUCUUUCAAAAUGAAAGAAAAAAAAAAUGGGGGGAAAAAUUCACUGAAAAUUUACUAGUUUCAGUGUGCCUCUCCUCCCUGUCUAAAUUUUAGUUAUGUCGGGGUGCUAAAUGUAAAAUAUACAAUCAAGCUAAGGUCCGUGCAGUCGGCUAGCAAGUCGACUUAGCCCGUGCCACCGGUCUAUCGUAUGUUUAAUGGUAAGCGAGUUAGAUCUAAAUAAUUUUUAUAAAUAUAUAGGAAUUUAAAUCUCUCUGUCUUUGGAUUGACAUUGUAGAGUGAUUUGUGUAAGUUAUAGAAUAUCGUUUGUGGUUUUAAA
Zingiber officinale is the source of this 1478-nucleotide messenger RNA. RefSeq names its product protein BIG GRAIN 1-like. Bases 187 to 1176 code for a protein of 329 amino acids. The transcript has a single exon. NCBI's taxonomy places the organism in Eukaryota, Viridiplantae, Streptophyta, Magnoliopsida, Zingiberales, Zingiberaceae. The record is from RefSeq and is a predicted model, not a curated record. Gene Ontology annotation, biological process: auxin-activated signaling pathway.